GCAUUUGCUGCAUCUUUACGUUGGUUGCUAGCAGAGGACACAGCCACAACCUACUAUACUGAACUCUAUGUGGAUUUGUUUUACGGCUUCCAUAUCAAGUGAAGAGGGCUAAUUCAUUUUUAAGGAAGUGUUGGUGACUUUUGCAGUGACUGCUUGGAUCCCUACUGCACUGCUUUCAGCUGUUUGUGUCUUUCUCUCUUUCUCAUCUCCCAUCAGACCCUCCAGGCAGGAUGAUAGCUGCUCAGCUUCUGGCCUAUUAUUUCACAGAAUUAAAGGAUGACCAGGUCAAAAAGAUUGACAAAUACCUGUAUGCCAUGCGUUUCUCCGAUGAAAUGCUCCUGGACAUCCUGUGUCGGUUCAGGAAGGAUCUCGAGAGUGGCCUGGCCAGGGACACCAAUCCUACAGCUACAGUCAAGAUGCUGCCCACGUUUGUGAGGUCCAUUCCUGAUGGAUCAGAAAAGGGAGAUUUUAUUGCAUUGGAUCUGGGAGGGUCCAACUUUCGGAUUUUACGGGUGAAGGUUUCUCACGAGAAGAAGCAGACGGUUCAAAUGGAAAGUCAAAUCUACGACACUCCAGAGGACAUCAUGCAUGGCAGUGGAACAAGGCUGUUUGACCAUGUGGCCGAAUGCCUGGGAGAUUUUAUGGAGAAACAGAAAAUCAAAGACAAGAAGCUGCCGGUUGGGUUUACCUUCUCUUUCCCCUGCAGUCAAACCAAAUUGGAUGAGGGUAUUUUGUUAACGUGGACAAAAAGGUUUAAAGCAAGUGGUGUUGAGGGAAUGGAUGUGGUGAAGCUACUGAACAAGGCCAUUAAGAAGCGAGGGGAUUAUGAAGCUGAUAUAAUGGCUGUCGUGAAUGAUACAGUUGGAACAAUGAUGACUUGUGGAUUUGAUGACCAGCGCUGUGAAGUAGGCGUCAUUAUAGGUACGGGUACCAAUGCAUGUUACAUGGAGGAGAUGAGACACAUUGACCUGGUGGAAGGGGACGAGGGGAGGAUGUGCAUCAACACUGAGUGGGGAUCGUUCGGGGAUGACGGCUCUCUGGAAGACAUCCGCACAGAGUUCGACAGAGAGAUCGACCGAGGAUCCCUUAACCCAGGGAAACAGCUGUUCGAGAAGAUGGUGAGUGGAAUGUACAUGGGGGAACUCGUGAGACUCAUCCUGGUAAAGAUGGCCAAAGAGGGUCUGCUGUUCGAGGGCAGGAUCACACCCGAGCUUCUCACCAAAGGGAAAUUUGAAACGAAACACAUAUCAGCUAUAGAGAAAAACAAAGAGGGUCUGACCAAAGCUAAAGAUAUCCUGACCCGGCUGGGUGUGGAGCCUUCGCACGAGGACUGCAUCGCUGUGCAGCAUGUGUGCACGAUCGUGUCCUUCCGCUCCGCCAACCUCAUCGCGGCCACGCUGGGGGGCAUCCUCGGCCGUCUCCGUGACAACAAGGGGGUGCCCAGGCUGCGCACCACCGUCGGGAUCGACGGGUCUCUCUACAAGAUGCACCCACAGUAUGCCCGGCGCUUGCAGAAGAUGGUGAGGAGGCUGGUUUCGGAUUGUGACGUGCGGUUCCUGCUCUCGGAGAGUGGCAGUGCGAAGGGUGCUGCCAUGGUGACGGCGGUGGCGUACCGCCUGGCUGACCAGACUCGGCAGAUCAAUGAGACCCUGGCCGAGUUCAAACUGAGCCACGCCCAGCUGCUGGAGGUCAAGAAGAGGAUGCGGACGGAGAUCGAGAACGGCCUGGGGAAGAAAACCCAUGAGUCGGCCACAGUGAAGAUGCUGCCCACGUUUGUUCGCAGCACGACCGAUGGCUCAGAGAAUGGAGACUUCUUAGCUCUUGAUCUGGGCGGCACCAACUUCAGGGUGCUGCUUGUGAAGAUCCGCAGUGGGAAGAGACGCACAGUGGAGAUGCACAACAAGAUCUAUGCUAUUCCUGUAGAGGUCAUGCAGGGUACAGGGGACGAGCUUUUCGAUCACAUCGUUCACUGCAUCUCUGACUUCCUGGAUUACAUGGGGAUGAAGAACGCCCGCCUGCCCCUCGGAUUCACCUUCUCCUUUCCUUGCAAACAGACCAGUUUGGAUGCGGGGAUCCUUAUCAACUGGACCAAAGGUUUCAAAACCACUGAUUGUGAGGGGGAAGACGUGGUCGGUCUGCUUAGGGAAGGUAUUAAAAGGCAUGAGGAGUUUGACCUGGAUGUUGUGGCGGUGGUGAAUGACACAGUGGGGACAAUGAUGACUUGUGCAUAUGAGGAGCCGACCUGUGAAAUCGGUCUGAUUGCAGGAACUGGCAGCAAUGCAUGUUACAUGGAAGAGAUGAGGAAUAUUGAGACAGUUGAAGGAGACGAGGGUAGGAUGUGUGUCAACAUGGAGUGGGGAGCCUUCGGGGACAAUGGCUGCCUGGAUGACAUCAGGACACAGUACGACAGGGCUGUCGAUGACCUCUCACUAAAUGCUGGGAGACAAAGAUAUGAGAAAAUGUGCAGUGGGAUGUACCUUGGAGAAAUCGUCCGGAAUAUUCUGAUUGAUUUGACUAAGCGGGGGUUCCUGUUCAGGGGUCAGAUUUCUGAGACGCUGAAGACCAGGGGGAUCUUCGAAACCAAGUUUCUGUCCCAGAUUGAAAGCGAUCGCCUGGCCCUGCUCCAGGUGCGAGGCAUCCUGCAGCAGCUGGGUCUGGACAGCACGUGUGACGACAGUAUCAUCGUGAAGGAGGUGUGUGGCGUGGUCUCACGGAGAGCCGCUCAGAUCUGUGGGGCCGGCAUGGCUGCCAUCGCCGACAAGAUCCGGGAGAACCGAGGACUGGAGCAGCUUGACAUCACCGUCGGGGUGGAUGGGACGCUCUACAAGCUGCACCCACACUUCUCACUGAUCAUGCACCAGACAGUGAAGGAGCUGGCUCCCAAGUGCAACGUCAACUUCCUCCUGUCUGAAGACGGCAGUGGAAAGGGAGCGGCUCUGAUCACUGCUGUCGCAUGUCGACUGAGGGAACAAGAACAGCAAAACAAAUAGGAAGAAGCUACUGUAGCGUAACCCCGCACAGGAUCCCCCCGGGGCCCUUAAGAAUGAUCCUGUAUUUCCUGAGCACUUUCUUCUUCCACAGAAGUGACUCGGUUAUCUGACUGUGUGCAGCGCCAGCACCCUGUAUUUUAAAAGUCAUGAAGAAGCCUGCGUUUAGAUUAAACAACACUUAUUUUAUCGUAUCGAGUUAGUUUUAACAUUCUCGUGCAUGCACAGACAUUCCCUUUAAACAAAAAACGGCAGUCUAGAGCCACCUGCUGGAGUUUUGAUGUCAGUGCAUGCAGUACUUUGAUUUCUCUUUUAUUUCUCUUCUGCGUGUUGCACACAAUAUCAAAUGCCGGAGCCAUUUCUGUACGUCUCUGUGUAUAACAUCAUAUUUACAAUCUGCUACCCUCAAAAUCGAAACAGGAGGUAACAAUUCAAAUAUCACGGUGUCUACCACAAGACUUUUGCAUUUAUAGUCACUUCAAUUAUUGUUGUCAGAAUCGUACAGUCCCCAGAUACCGGAAUUAACCCAGCAUAUCGUGUUGCUUUUGUGAAUUAGGUGUUGUGUUAAAUGAUGCUGUAUUUUUUGUAUAAAUGGCAGACAGGCUUAUUGGAAAAAGCCAGGUGGUUGAACCAGUUCAGUAUGCGACAGUGUACUGGGGUUGUAUGUUGUGAAUAGUUAUGUGUGACUACCUGUAGCUUUAUAUGUCAGAACAUAUAUGAUGAAUGCAUGCCUUAUUUGGUGACACAAAGAUAUAGACUCCAUUUACUUUGUACACUGAUAUAGAUGCACUAGUGUUAUAAGAGUGAUAUUUGUGAAUACAUUAAAUUUUAUUUGGAUGUGCAACAGACCUUCUUUUAUGUCUGUGUCUGUAAGCACCUCCCCUUA
Acipenser ruthenus (sterlet) is the source of this 3873-nucleotide messenger RNA. RefSeq names its product hexokinase 1 (gene hk1). Gene Ontology annotation, cellular component: mitochondrion; cytosol. The record is from RefSeq and is a predicted model, not a curated record. The transcript has 18 exons. Lineage: Eukaryota; Metazoa; Chordata; Actinopteri; Acipenseriformes; Acipenseridae. Gene Ontology annotation, biological process: glucose 6-phosphate metabolic process; glycolytic process; intracellular glucose homeostasis. Gene Ontology annotation, molecular function: mannokinase activity; D-glucose binding; glucokinase activity. Bases 231 to 2990 code for a protein of 919 amino acids.